Talaromyces stipitatus ATCC 10500 is the source of this 2398-nucleotide messenger RNA. Its product is annotated as protein mitochondrial targeting protein (Mas1), putative. Gene Ontology annotation, molecular function: ATP binding; Hsp70 protein binding. The transcript is spliced from 3 exons. The record is from RefSeq and is a predicted model, not a curated record. Lineage: Eukaryota; Fungi; Ascomycota; Eurotiomycetes; Eurotiales; Trichocomaceae. Bases 418 to 1455 code for a protein of 345 amino acids. Gene Ontology annotation, cellular component: cytosol; cytoplasm; nucleus. Gene Ontology annotation, biological process: response to heat; protein refolding.
GAGCAGGUGAAGGUCUUCUCUUCUAUUUGACUCACUUGCUGCUGUUGUUUUUCGUGAUCGUCGAUAGAUCAAAAACGCUAAUUAAAACGUCAAAAUCCGAUCGAAAGCGUCCCUGUCCAGAACCAACCCCUCGAAGAAGGUACGAUCUACAAGAAGCUUGGCGCCCUUCGCUUUCACUGGAGACUCAGAUUUGGAAAAAUCAAUCUCCCCCAGACCUCGUUCCCAGAGCGACUUGCUGUCCUUCAUCUACCACACAUACGUAUCGGUAGAUCGAUUUUUUUUUAUUUACAUCUUUAAGUCCGUCGCUCGAUAAUUCGUGAUCCCCUCACAUCGGCCACUACUACUCUCACAACCUUCUUGUUGACAUUCGGAGUGUUGUUGUUCCGCUCAUUUUGCGCAAAGUGAUAGAUAGCCAACAUGGUGAAAGAUACGAAACUCUAUGAUGUUCUAGGGGUUCCCCCUACGGCUACUGAGGCCCAGCUGAAAACUGCAUACAAGAAGGGUGCACUAAAAUAUCAUCCUGACAAGAAUGCAUCGAAUCCUGAAGCCGCCGACAAAUUCAAAGAACUUUCACAUGCAUAUGAGAUUCUCUCCGAUCAACAAAAACGUCAGGUCUACGAUCAAUAUGGUGAAGAAGGCUUGGAAGGCGGUGGUGGUGCCGGAAUGAAUGCCGAGGAUCUUUUCGCUCAAUUCUUCGGUGGCGGAGGUGCUUUUGGCGGCAUGUUUGGUGGUGGUAUGCGCGAAUCUGGCCCAAAGAAAGCACGAACAAUCAACCACGUUCACAAAGUCAGCUUGGAGGAUAUUUACCGAGGAAAAGUGUCCAAGCUCGCUUUACAAAAGUCUGUUAUUUGCCCUGGUUGUGAUGGCCGUGGUGGAAAGGAAGGUGCCGUUCGUCAAUGUACUGGCUGCAACGGUACUGGUAUGAAGACUAUGAUGCGUCAGAUGGGUCCUAUGAUUCAGCGAUUCCAGACUGUCUGUCCCGAUUGUCAGGGUGAAGGGGAGAUGAUCCGCGAAAAGGACCGCUGCAAGAAGUGUAAUGGCAAGAAGACUAUUGUCGAGCGCAAGGUGCUCCAUGUGCAUGUUGAUAAGGGUGUGAAGAACGGCCACAAGAUUGAAUUCCGGGGCGAAGGUGACCAGAUGCCUGGUGUUCUUCCUGGUGAUGUUGUUUUUGAGAUUGAGCAGAAGCCUCACCCUCGGUUCCAACGCCGGGAUGACGACCUCUUCUAUCAUGCAGAAAUCGACCUUCUCACUGCUUUGGCCGGGGGUACAAUCAACAUUGAGCAUUUGGAUGAUAGGUGGCUGUCUGUCAAUAUUGCGCCUGGCGAGCCUAUCACACCUGGUAUGUUCACAUAUUCCGAAUUAUAUACGCUGAAUCAGACUAAUUUUCUCUGUAGGUGCCAUCAAAGUCAUCAAGGGCCAGGGUAUGCCUUCGUUCCGUCACCACGAUUUCGGUAACUUGUACAUCCAAUUCGACGUCAAGUUCCCACAAGCCUCCGAGUUACAGAACGUUCAUCUCCUUGAACAAGUCCUGCCACCACGUCAACAACAGGUGCAACCGCCACCAGACUCGAUGGUUGAGGACUUUGGUUUAGAAGAUGUUGAUCCUAGCCAGAACGCACGAGCACAUGGAGCCGCUUAUGAGGAUGAAGAUGAAGACGGUGUUCCUCAGGGAGCUGAGCGCGUGCAGUGUGCUUCUCAGUAAAGAAGAGAAAGAGAGAGAGAGAGAGAUGUCUCGGCUUUGAACCAUGUUGUCGGUACCCGUCCUGCGAUGCAGGUGCAUGACUCGUUUCUCUUUACUUCUCUUGAAAGUGACUUAGGAAUUGGGAAAGAAGCUAUUGAAACCUGUGUUGUGUUGACGCGGCAACAACAAAAUUUGCGAUUAUGUCAUGUGGGCGGUGCGGUGCCGUGCAUUUUUGUUUACAUGGCUGGCAUCUUGUCAUGUGGAAGGCGAAGCAGCGAUCUUUCUCGAAGUUUCAGCUCAAAUCGGAAGUAGUCGGGCGGCAAGGACAGUCUCAGCCUUGAGGAUUGUUUCACUCCGUUUCACCUCGUCUCGUCUCGUCUCGUCUCAUCUCACCUUUCCUUUCCUUCUCUCUACCUUAAUGUUCGGGAUGGAAGAUGAGAGUUCGAGAACUCUCGGUCUCCCUGUUAUGUUGAAUCAUGCCGGUCACGGGUUUUGCUCUUGAUGAACUUUGUCCCUUCCUGUUUUUCUCUCUACUACCUCUUUUGCACUAUUACUAGUAUCAUAGGCGUCUGCAUCCUUGUCUUCUUAUCCUAUUAGAAUGCAUGGCUUUGGGUAUUUCUUUUUCAAGCUCGGUUGCAGUUCCUACUUCUGUAAAAGAGUUCGUAGUCUGCCCGUUUUCCACGGGGAUGGCCGUAUCGCUAUCGUUAACUGAGCCAU